This is a messenger RNA of Silurus meridionalis, 2105 nucleotides long. RefSeq names its product cilia and flagella associated protein 157 (gene cfap157). Gene Ontology annotation, molecular function: microtubule binding. The transcript has 9 exons. The coding region runs from base 226 to 1752 and encodes 508 amino acids. NCBI's taxonomy places the organism in Eukaryota, Metazoa, Chordata, Actinopteri, Siluriformes, Siluridae. Gene Ontology annotation, cellular component: ciliary basal body; cilium. The record is from RefSeq and is a predicted model, not a curated record. Gene Ontology annotation, biological process: sperm axoneme assembly.
CGCAAAAUACUGUUUGACCGUGUAGUACAUGAUUGUGGAAAAGUGACGUAUUAUCCAAAGAACAGCUUUAACAGUCUACAUAUCACCACCUGAAUUCUUCCAGAAUGACGUCACAUGCCCCAAACCUACCCCCUCCCCUGACUGGUAACCCGGGGCAACCUGGGCUUUUGUUUAUUGUUGCUGAGUUGCUCCAAACUUCGUUGGACAGGAGUUGCGCUACUAACUAUGCCUCCUAAAAAAGAUGGAAAGCAAAAGGCUGAAAAAACAGCUACUCUUGGAGAGAAUACUGCACAGGAUAAUGCCUUAUCUGAGGGUGGUAAAGAGUUCUACCGGGCUCAAAUACGAGACUUAGAGGAGCGACUGGAAAAGUAUCAGCACAAGUGUGACGAGCUGGAGGUUCGCCAAAAGGAUUUUUCUACUAGUUAUAACAAUGUAGUGAGAGAGAAGCAGGACAUAGUGCUCUAUUUGAAGCGCACCUUGUCCCAAAAAGAGGAUGAGCUUGCUGAUAUUUCAGAGAAGUAUCAGGAGCUCCAAGCAGCCAAAGAUGCAGAGAAGGAGUCAUUUGACAGGCAACUGAGUGUGCUUCGGAGUGAGUUUCAGGAGACCAGGGAUAAGCUCAUUUCUGAGAAUAUGGUCUUAGCAGGAAAACUUGCAUCUCUUGAGGAUUUCCAGAUGCAAAAGGAUGAAAUUAUGGGUCAGAUGGAGUCUCUGAAAGAACAACUGGAGCACCAGAGACAAGAUCAUCAAAGUGUCAUCUACAACCUGGAGAAAAAAGCUGUACUGGACAACUACAAAUUAAAGAAAGAGAUGCAGCAGCAUAUGGCUACUGUUGCUGCUGAGUUUCACAAAAUCUCUGACAAAAAGAUUCCAGAGACGACAAAGAGGGCCAUCCGCGAGAAUAUGAUAGCGAUGACCCGACUCAGGCAGAUUUCAGACACAACAAAAGAGCUGAUGGAGGAAAAUGAUGCUCUAAAAGACAAAGAGAAACAACUCAAAAGAGAAAUUGAGAUCAUUGAACCAUUAUUGAAUGAAAUGACCAGGAAAAGUCUUGCAAAUCAAAAGGUGGUGCAGCAGCUGACAGAGAAAUGUAAGCUAAUGCAUGUUGAACUUGAAGACUAUGCCAGCCAUAAACAAGAACACCAAAAGCUGGUGAACAAUCACUCCACACUGCAGAAAGAACUCAAUGCCCUCAGACAGGAUCAUAAAUCAGCUAUGGACGAGCUCAAUCAGACAAAAGUGGAAGCUGCAAGACUGAAAACAGAGCUUCAGGAGGAGAGGACACAGCGAGGAUAUGUUGAUACAGUCCUCCAAGAGGCAGCGAUGGCUUUAAAGGAAGCAUUGAAAGUAGUAAAUGAAGUGCCUAGAGAAGAGGUGUCAGAAGUGCAGACCUUUGCGAUGAGGAAUCAAAUGAUGCAGAAGCUGAUGGCCAUAUUGGACAGUGCAGAAGCCAUCAGCAAAGGAAGCAAACCUGCCCCCUCUCAUUUUAUCCCUACAAAAGAGGACCCUCAUGAAUCUAUAACAGCAGGCAUGGAGAGAAAAUCAGGCAUACCUGCUCCAACAAAGGCUACUCUUCACUUCAGGACCCGAGACCACGGGUUCAUCCAUUGCCAAACACGCACAGAUAACACUGUUAUGUCCAAGAGAGUGACAGGAAACAGAAAACUCAAAAAGGGAAUGAUACUUCAAAAGCCCUUGGCUGAGAAGGACACUGGUCCUCUACAGCCUGAUUCUGUGAGAGGAAGUCAAGUUUAAUGUUAUAAACCUUUGAAAAUAAAAGACAGGAUCUGGCAUCCGCUUAUAGCUGUGUGAGGAGGCUAGAGAGAAAACCAGACACCUUCUGUACAGAUGGAUCAAACAAUUGUGUAAUUUGAACAUUAUUUAUCAUUGUGUGUAAAAAAUUUUUUUUCCUACCUAAAAAUAUACAGACACUAGAUGGCGGCACGGCAUCCUUUAUUUUUGAAUCUGUUCUUAAGUAUAAACUUGAUCUUGAGCUAUAAGAUGGUUUCUGUUUACUCAGUCCUGGAGGUCUAGGUGAGAGAAAAUAAUUGAAUACAUUCAACAAAAGAAAAAAAAAAGAACAGAGAUAAAGAUUAUUUGACAUUGCA